Molecule: messenger RNA, 2573 nt
Organism: Biomphalaria glabrata
Lineage: Eukaryota; Metazoa; Mollusca; Gastropoda; Planorbidae
Product: uridine diphosphate glucose pyrophosphatase NUDT14-like
Exons: 7
Coding region: 367-1014 (215 amino acids)
Biological process (GO): ribose phosphate metabolic process; nucleoside phosphate metabolic process
Molecular function (GO): UDP-sugar diphosphatase activity; metal ion binding
Source: RefSeq, a predicted model, not a curated record
GGACUAUUCUAAAGAUAAGGCCACAGUCACAGUGGAGCACACCGUCAGCACAGCACUCCUAGCUCAGAAACCUUUUCAUUUUCCUUCUCUAUCUCUGUGACUGUCUCUACUCUGUCUGUAACAGACUAUGUUACACUGUACUAGUGUACAGACUUUACAGAAUCGGAGAAGGAAAAUGAAAAUGUAACAAUGUGAAUGUCAGCUGUUGACACUGAUAUUGAUAUAUGUCUACAGUCAUCUACUCAUUAGCUCAUUGUCAGGCAUAAAAUUUUCAAUGUUAUUAAAUUUGAUAAAACUCCCAAAUAAAAGUGUUAAAGGUUUCAAAGGCGUUCCUUACAAUGGUUGAUGAAGCCAAAGACUAGCUAAAUGGAAGAUAUUAAAGAGUUUCACGUAGUGCCUCUGACACAGUCCAAAUAUUUAGUUCCAAAAAGUGUCUACUUCACACAGAAUGGAAAAAAGAGAAGGUGGGACUUUGUGACAGAGCAUUCAGAUGUCAAUGUGUUGUUAUUUAACACCAGUAAAAAUGUCUUCAUCUUAGUCAAACAGUUUCGACCAGCUGUCUAUCUUUACAAUGUGAAGAGUGCUGGUUCAGGAGUCAAGGUCAACACAGAGGUGUUCCCUGGCUCUCUUGGAGUAACAGUUGAACUCUGCUCUGGACUAGUAGACAAAGAAAACAAGAGCCUGGAGGAAGUGGCCCAGGCAGAGGUGCUGGAAGAAUGUGGCUAUUCAAUAUCAGUGGAUGACUUGCAGAAGAUCACAAAGUGUCGCAAUAGCAUUGGGCUUGUUGGCUCUGAGACAACUGUUUACUAUGCAGAAGUCACAGACGAGCAAAAGGUGAGUAGCGGAGGGGGACUAGCUGAAGAAGGAGAGCUGAUUGAAGUGAUUGAGGUGACAGUUGACGAGGCUCGUAAGCUCAUCUAUGAUGAGGCGGUGAACAGAGAAUCAGGCUUGCUGGUGGCACUACUGUGGUUUUUUAACAAAGUCUGGCCCCACAAAUGUGGCCAGGGACACUGACAAACAGCUUGGAGUAGAAACCAAUUGACCUCUAUUUACAGAAUAUAUUUUUAACUCAUGAGCUAUGUUAAAGUUGUGACCUAGCAUUUUACUGUUUGUUUGUUUUUCGCUGUUGUUCAUUUUUGUGGUUCAUCUUCACCUCUUUAAGAACAUAGAGCAAGAUUAUGUUGUUCAUGAAAUUGUUUAUUGUCAACAUUAUGGAUUUAGAUGUACAUCUUUUUUUUUUUUUUUUGAAAAGCUAAUAUUUUACUGCAGAAUGCAGGCUGUUAAGUAUUAACAAUGUUGCUAUAUUGUUUUUGGGGUGGAUACAAUUGUGGUGGUUUGUUGAAUACUAUAUAGUAGCCAUCUGUACCAUUGAUAUCUUUGAAAAAGUUUAACAAACAUUGUUAUACAAAUUUCUAUAAAUAAAACAUCUCUAAUUAAAUAAAGCCUCCUUUACACAAUCAGAGAUUUUCAUAAACCAAUAGCAUGCACAACUGGAAUAUGGUUAGAAAAACCCAGGCACUAUUAAAAAUAAUUUUAGAAAUUUCAUUAACUUCCAAUAAUGGAACAUAGCAAUUUCAGAACAAUGCUGCAUGAACAGUCCUAAGAAAAACAAAAUGUUAUUCUGUUUCAAAUGCUCUGUUAUACACACUCCAUUGGUUUCCAUUGAAUGCAAGAAUCGACUACAAGGUGACCACACUUUGUCAUCAGUGCAAAUACUUAGUGAAUUGAUCACUCUUUAUCCCUCAAAGAGCCCUGCCCUUCAAGAGCUCACCACAUCUAGUCGUGCCAUGAUUCCCCCUCAAAAGUUACGGUUAGGUGCCUUUUUCAGUGCAUAGACCAAAGGUUUGAAACUCACUCCCCAUUUAUUUCAGAUAAAUACAUGCUUCACUACAUUCAAGAACAUCAAGACCCUAACUGUUAAAAACUUUUUUGAGAUUAGUUUGUCAUUUUAACUCUCAUGUAUUUGUCUGUUAUGUUAUUGUAGCGUCUUGAGCCUAAUUUAUGCUUGUUCACAGCACUUUAUACAUUAAAUUAUUAUUAUCAAGUUAUUGUAAUCACACAUGGUUAGUUAUGUAAUUACAGUAUUUGACUAGGUGAUGCUACAGAAGGUGAUGCUACUUCUCUGUUCAGUUCUUUGAAAUACUCACACAUUGGCUUGUUGUAUUUCUUGGUUUUAUGGAUCACAUAUUGAUUGAACUAUACAUAUACCUUUGCCGUUUGUAUUGACCAUUUGUAGUGCAUUAAACACUGAGAAUAUGUACGGGCGUCUAUUCUGUACAUUUAGAAGUUGGACAAACUGACAGCGUGAAGUAAAGAUUUUGCUUUAAAUAGUCUGGGAAAUGAUUGAUUGUCCAGCUUAUUGAGAAUAUAUUUUAUUUCCUGUACUUUCUUUAGAUCGAAGUUUAAAUUUGUUUUUAAUUUACACUGUAAAAAAUGUAGCAUAAUUACAAAGAGCUUUGUCUUUGUAAUAAAUGUCUUGAACUAAAGAUGUUUUUUGUUUUUACAAAAGUACAGAGGUAACUUAAUUAAUUUAAAGCAAAUAACAUUGAAAUAAAUUAAAACUGUAAGACUUA